AUGAGCAAAAAUUAAACACAUUGCAUAUAACAAUAUAUGAUAAACAAAUUAUUUACACCAACAACAGAUAAAAACAAAAAGGAUAAAAUACAGAAGUCCUGGCCGUGCCUGAGUGUUAGCCGGGCGGGUUCUUCUGCUACAAGCAGCCGGAGUGUGUGAGAAUAGAAAUGGCAGCGAUUCGUAAAAAACUUGUAAUUGUGGGAGAUGGUGCAUGUGGCAAGACUUGCCUUCUAAUAGUGUUCAGCAAAGACCAGUUCCCAGAGGUGUAUGUACCAACAGUGUUCGAGAACUAUGUUGCAGACAUUGAGGUUGAUGGGAAACAGGUGGAGCUGGCACUUUGGGAUACAGCUGGACAAGAAGAUUAUGACAGACUGAGACCUUUGUCCUAUCCAGACACAGAUGUUAUAUUAAUGUGUUUUUCUAUUGAUAGCCCUGACAGUUUAGAAAAUAUUCCAGAGAAAUGGACUCCAGAAGUUAAACAUUUCUGCCCCAAUGUACCAAUUAUCUUGGUUGGGAAUAAGAAGGAUCUGCGUAAUGAUGAGCACACUCGCAGAGAGCUCACCAAAAUGAAACAGGAGCCAGUAAAGCCAGAAGAAGGCAGGGACAUGGCCAAUCGAAUUUCUGCCUAUGGUUACAUGGAAUGCUCUGCCAAGACAAAAGAUGGUGUCCGAGAGGUGUUUGAGAUGGCCACACGGGCAGCUUUGCAAGCCAGACGUGGCAAAAAGAAAACCACGUGCCUUCUCAUAUAACAAACCUGCUGUAAUACACACAACAUACACCACGUCCCCACACUCCUGCGGGAGGCGGGAUGGAGGGGCCAAUGUGCAGCGAGGGAGAUCCCUGUGGCAUCCAUGAAGUCACUGAAAAAUCCUUGACAUGAUUAUUAAUCUUUAGCGUGUUCUUACUGGCCUUCUAUAUAAUUUUUUUUUUUGUCUACUGAAUUGAAAUUUUAUAAAAAAAAGUUCUCUUGCUACCAGUAUUUAAGUAAACAUUUUUGUGUUUGCGGUUUUUUUUUUUGUUUUUUUGUUUAUAAUAUAUAAAGGAUAUAUAUAACUAUAUUCUGUAACUUCACCGAUAGUCGCAGAUGUGUACGUUCACCAGACUAACUCUGACAUUCCACGAUAUGUGCCAUCUCCGCCAGGCAAACCCUGAUUUAUUUUUUAUUUUUAUUUAUUUUUUUUUUUUUUUCUUAUCUCUAAAACCCUAGACUUGAUUAACAAAAUAAUUUGUAGAUUUAGCAUAUCUUAUGUAGUAGACCAUUGCUCAGUAAAAUCAAACUUUAGGUUGAUCUCUUCUAUUGACGGGGGCAGUUGUAAGUUUUGUAGUAGUGGCUGUUGUCACGUGAGGUAUUUUUAAGUAUAUGAAAGUGGUUUGCUUUUUUGCAGGAAUAUCGUAAAUAACAUUCCUGUAAAAUCAGUACUCUGCUAUACUCUUGCGGCCCCCCAAUAGAAGUCUUCCUUUAAAUUUUGCAGCCUGUUUUACAUAGUCUUUCAACCACAUGUUCUACACAUUGUCUAAUUGUUGUGCGUGCUUGGAGCAAGAGCUUCUAACUUUGGUAUUGGACAGUGCAUCGAUACAAAAGAUGUGCUAAAAAGUUGUGAACCAAAUUGCUGCAAUGUUUUUAUUGACCUGUAUGCUGCCAGACAUACACCCCAAACAAUAGUCAAUUUGCUGGGAUUGUGCUAUAUAUCUUUUUUUUUUUUUUUUUAUUUUUCUCCCAUUAAUUUCUUUUUUGCAAAUGCAUUUUUAACAUGUGAGAUGUAUUGAAGACCAGAUGCCACAUUUCCCUCCCACGUCUAAAUGUGGGAUGCCAUGACAGCUAUUUUGGUAGCAAUUUCUGUAGAUACACAAUAUUGAGGGAAUACUGUAAUUUGGUUGCAGUUGAUCUGCUACAUAUACUGUGUUUAGUCAUUACAGCUGAAGGUUCCUUUGGAGAGUUUUAGACUGGUUUGUGUGUUUUUGCAAGGUUCUUGGUCUUGGACUGAUGUAUGCAGAUGUUUCCUGGUGGCAGAUAUCAGACCAUUUUGUCAUUGCUGCAGAAGACACUAGGUUAACUAGGUUUGACCUGAAUACAUUUUUGUGUGGAAAAGAAAUGUCUAGCAGUACUAGAUCAUAUAAAAGCAUCCAUAAUACAGCCUUUUGUUUAGCACCAAAAUUUUUGCUGGUGCUGAAACUGAUAAAUAUCACCUCAAUUACAAGCUAUUCUAAAGUAAAUGCAUUGGUUCCUUGUAGAUUUGAAACGAGGUCAGUGUGAAGUAAACUCUCGUGCUGUGUUGCAGUUUUUUUGAGCUUAACGAGCUUAAUAAGAAUCACUUCAAAGACCUUGUAAAUGCCUUCAGACAUUUCUCUGAGGAUCCAUUUGUAUUGUAUCUGCCUUGGCUUUCUGCAGAAUUGUUGGGUUCAGUAUAUCUACUCUUGGUGUUCUAAAAUCUAAGUGUUAAUCAGAAGGUUUACUAUAAUAUACUGAUCCAAAAUUUUGUGGUGGGAAGGGGGUCACUAACUUUGGAAUUGUCAAUGUCUGAUUAUAACUGUUUUCUCUUUUCUACCAAUAAAAAAAAUGAAUAAAAAAAAAAUAA
Messenger RNA from Pelobates cultripes (western spadefoot toad), 2576 nucleotides. The record is from the annotation of a GenBank genome assembly. NCBI's taxonomy places the organism in Eukaryota, Metazoa, Chordata, Amphibia, Anura, Pelobatidae.